Messenger RNA from Microthlaspi erraticum, 1140 nucleotides. The record is from the annotation of a GenBank genome assembly. Lineage: Eukaryota; Viridiplantae; Streptophyta; Magnoliopsida; Brassicales; Brassicaceae.
AUGGUGAGUUUAGUCGUGGAAAGCCCACAGAGAAUGUCAGCGAGUCAAAACGUCGUCGUAUCAGAAACCACUAGGUCAAGUAUCAUCACCACCACCACCAACAACUCUUCUUCUACGCAGAAACCCCCAACGGCUCCUCCUGGUUUCAUCUCUAUUUCCAAGAAAAAGCUUCUCAAGAAUCUCGACAUCAUCAAUGGCGGCCAAAGAAUCAACGCUUGGGUCGAUUCAAUGAGAGCCUCUUCCCCUACUCAUCUCAAAUCGCUCCCUUCUCUAUCCUCUCAGCAACAACUCAACUCAUGGAUCAUGGAGCAUCCUUCAGCACUAGAAAUGUUCGAAAAGAUCAUGGAAGCUUCGGGAGGGAAACAAAUCGUAAUGUUUCUUGAUUAUGACGGUACUCUUUCCCCCAUCGUUGAUGAUCCGGACAAAGCUUUCAUGUCAAGCAAGAUGAGAAGAACAGUGAAAAAAGUGGCAAAGUGUUUCCCCACUGCUAUUGUUACUGGUAGAUGCAUAGACAAGGUGUAUAACUUUGUGAAGCUAGCUGAGCUGUAUUAUGCUGGAAGCCAUGGCAUGGACAUUAAAGGGCCAGCAAAAGGCUUCUCCAGACACAAGAGGGUUAGACAGUCUCUUCUGUAUCAAGCAGCCAGUGACUAUCUUCCCAUAAUUGAUGAAGUCUGUAGACAACUUGUGGAGAAAACCAAAACAACUCCGGGAGCCAUAGUCGAAAACCACAAGUUUUGUGCUUCUGUGCACUUUCGUUGCGUCGAUGAGAAGAGAUGGAGCGAACUGGUUCUACAGAUUCGGUCGGUAUUAAAGGAAUACCCUACGCUGAAUCUGACCCAAGGUCGGAAGGUUUUCGAAAUCCGUCCUAUGAUUGAAUGGGAUAAAGGAAAAGCUCUUGAGUUCUUGUUACAGUCACUUGGAUUUGGGAACUCUAAUAGCGUUUUUCCAGUUUAUAUCGGCGACGAUCGGACCGACGAAGAUGCAUUUAAGAUGCUACGAGACAGAGGCGAAGGCUUUGGCAUUCUUGUCUCAAAAUAUCCCAAGGAUACGGAUGCUUCGUAUUCUUUGCAGGAUCCGUCCGAGGUGAUGGAUUUCUUGCAACGAUUGGUGGAAUGGAAACAAAUGCAGCCAAGAAUGUGA